AUGGCUCAGUUGAAGAGAAAGCUAGACAUAGAGACGUCUCCCAGUGUGUCAACCACUCACUCAUUUUUGCAACCUCAAUAUGUUUCUAAUGGGAAAAGAUUAAAUUCUCAAGUUCCAAUAUACACAAAGCACUUAGUCCAACCUUAUAGACGAAUAAAAAAAAUUGGACAAGGUAAGCAUUCGAUCUGUUAUGAAAUCAUUCAUCCUAAUGGGAAUACAUAUGCUAUGAAAACUUUACCCAUUCGUGAUCAUAAAUUCAAAAGUAAUCACAUGUCUCGCAUCAUGAAUGAAAUUGAAAUUCAUAAAUUACUCUCAAAUCAUAAUAAUAUUGCCACUUUCAUUGAAGAAUUCCAAGUAGAACAUGAGUAUGUAGCUAUAGUAUUGAACUAUUAUCCCAAUAAUUCAUUAGAGAUGCAUUUCAAUAAUGGAAUCCAAUUACGUGAAUGGGAAGUCCGCAAACUUAUGACUCAAUUACUCGGAGGUGUAUUUUGGAUUCAUGAGAAUGAUAUAGUACAUGGCGACCUAAAAUUGGGUAAUUUAUUAUUGGAUGAACAAUUUAAUUUGAAAAUAUGCGAUUUUGGUCAUUCUUUUAAUAAUUGUAACAAUGAAAUAUACACAAGAAAUUUCAUUAAUUCAACAACAUUUAUAUCGAAUAAUAAUAAGAUUAUUGGGACACCUAAUUAUCUUGCACCGGAGAUCAUUAAAAGAAUCAUUAAACAAAAUACCAACGAUAACCUUAUAUCGUUUGAAGUAGAUAUAUGGGCCAUUGGGGUUAUACUCUACAUAUUAAUUGUAGGGACAUUGCCAUUUUUGGAUGAAACAUUAGAUCUAAUGUGCGAAAGAAUAUUGAAUUGUACUAUCGACUUCCCUCAUACAAAUAGAAACAAUUUUGAUAUAUCGAAUGAUGUGAUAUCCUUGAUCAAUGAAAUACUUAAAAUGAAUCCCUUAGAGAGGCUUACGAUACCUGAAAUAAUAGCGCACAAAUGGUUUCAAUCUUAUUUCCCAGAAUCUUUCAACAUAUAUGAUAAUCUAAGCCUUGAAAGUUAUGAAAACUCUUCCAUGAAUUUACAAUCAACUUUAAAUUUUAAAAAAUGUUUAUCGGAUUGUGGUCUAUCGAAACUGAUGAAACCAUUCCAUAAUGACAACGAUGAUGAUAAUGACAAUGACGAUGAUAACGAUAACAAUAUUUACGACUAUAAUGACAAACAAGCUGAAAGAACGAAUCAAUUUAAACCAGAACUAACGUCACCUCGGAAAGGGAUGAACCUACUAACUGAAAGUUUUAUUAAUAAUAAUAGAUCAAUUGAUUUCAAAAAGAUCAGACUGUUCUUAACAUAUUUAGACGAACAUUCAAAUGCAGCAAAAAUAGAGCGAUUAAAAAAGAUUAAACAAUACCAACCACCCACUGUUACUUUCAGUAAUCCAAUUGAAUUAGAGACACCUAAAAAUAUUCUAAUUAAUCAUUAUCAAUUAACGCUUGAAAGAAUCUUAGAGUAUGAACAAAUAGUGAUGUCCUCGGGACAAUUAUGCCCUGAAAAUCAAAACAAUGAUGCACAGACCGAUUUUACAUAUGUCUCCACUAAGUAUAUCGAUAUAAAUGGGGCCAAUGAAGGAUUAUUUGUGUAUCGAUUAUCUAGCGGUGAUAUUGGUACAUUAUUCUCCAAUGGCCAUACACUGUUGAAACUCUCUGAUUCUAAUGCAAUCUGGUAUUUGAUUCCUGACGAAGAAUAUGGUUGGAUAUCUAAAUGUUUUGAUUGCAAUAAAUUACCAAACGAAUUACAAGAAAAGUUACAGGAAGCGAAUAUUGCAUCUAACUUGUUAAAUACAAGUAUUGAUGGAAUGGAUAUGGGUGGUUUAUUUACAAAAGAACCAGGUGUAGAAGACAUAUUUGUUAGAACUAUUACUACAUAUGAAAAUAAUCAAAUAACUAUGAUGGAAUUGAGUGAUGGAAGUAUUCAAUUUGAUUUUAUUGAUGGUGAUGAGUUUUCUAUCCCAUUGACUUUAUCGAUAAGGAACUACGGUGAAAGUGUCACUCUUCUCUCCAAAGUGGAAGGUAUUAAAACAUUAAAAACGCUAGAUUUUAUUCAAAGAUUUGAAUGUGAUAAGAGCAGUUCACAAAUUAGAGAUAAGUUAAUGAUUAUUAAGAAAUGUUUAAAGGAGAGAAUAAACCUGUGA
Maudiozyma barnettii is the source of this 2175-nucleotide messenger RNA. RefSeq lists its product as uncharacterized. Bases 1 to 2175 code for a protein of 724 amino acids. Gene Ontology annotation, cellular component: spindle pole; cytoplasm; centrosome. Lineage: Eukaryota; Fungi; Ascomycota; Saccharomycetes; Saccharomycetales; Saccharomycetaceae. Gene Ontology annotation, molecular function: ATP binding; protein binding; protein kinase activity. Gene Ontology annotation, biological process: regulation of cytokinesis; protein phosphorylation; mitotic cell cycle. The record is from RefSeq and is a predicted model, not a curated record. The transcript has a single exon.